AUGUCUCUCUUCAAGCGCUCCAACAAGAACAAGACUUCCUCUGCUGUCUCGACCCCAGCCCAGACUCAUCGUGUCUCGAUGCAUACCCUCCGUGAUGCCGACGACCUCUUCCCCUGCCUCCAAGUCUCCCGCGACUGGUUUGACCUCUUCCAGCCUCAGGUUCUCCGUCGUGUCGAAUUCGUCAACCUCAAGAAGCACCAGACGUGGGCUUUACUCGACAGCGCAGCCCGGAUACAGACCCUCUCCAUCGACAUAUCCGAUGCUGGCUGGUUCUUGAACAACCCCUCUUCACCCUGCACCAACCUCAUCGAGCUCCACUGUAUCGACUAUGACUAUCAGCCUAAGGAUAUGAAUUUCUGGGGGCUAUCGCCGUCGAUAGUCGACCAGACCAGGAAUGCGCUCUUGCUAGUCGAGACCAACCCCAAGCUCCGCACUCUGUUCGUCGAACACAAUGAGUGGAGGUACAAAGACGACCACUUCACAGAACCGGUUUUCAAGUCACUGGCGACACACACGUCCCUUACCCGGAUCCACAUCAGCCUCCAAUCCAUCUCUUUGCCAUUCCGAUACACCCUCUACAACAACCUCCCUGUCAGUAUCCGGGACUUGGAGUUCCGCUACCGGAGCUUAUAUUCCUCCUGGGAUGAGAGUGGUUCCGGCACAACCCACGAGCCCAAGCUCACGACAACUCUACUCCCGACCCUGGAACGACUCUGCCUCAGUGGACCUCAGAAACGAGUGACUUCCCAUUGGCAGGAAGAGGUGUUCAUUCCUUCACCAUUCUCUCCCGCACGGCAACCUAUCCAUGCCAACUACUAUGACCCAGAAGCGGCAACUCUGAUCAAAAGGGCUCCUCGGCUUCGGGAUCUUGUUCUGCGGGACCACUAUGGAAUGUUGCAGGAAGUAUUGCAGCUCUUGGUCACCUCUUGCCCUGAUAUGGAGACAAUCGACCUUUCGAUCGUGGAGGCUGUUGCACAAGACGACGAUAUCAUCGAGACGACAACAACAACAACGAGUUCAUUAUCGCCAGGAUCUCGUUUCGCCAAACUGAAGGAGUUUAGGAUCGAAGGCGAGUGGUCACCGUCGACUCAUCAUGCGAUUGCAGAAUUAGUGUCUCGGUCAACGGAUACUCUGGAGAUUGCUUGGCUCGAUCGCGGUAGUUGGCUGCCAAUCAUGGACAUUGCGAACCCUUUUCACAUUGGGACCAAGGCCAGUUGGACUUGUUGCACUCAGCUCAAGGAGUUGGUCCUUUACCAGGAAAAAGGAUUCUCGAUGUCGGACUACUGCUGGAAUGCCCCUGCUCAUUCUCGCACCAUCCCAGACGCCGUUGAGGAGGACUACUCGACCGUGUUCAGUCGGCUGGAAAAGUUACGGUUGUCUGUGGUGGAGCCGCUCUGGCAAGAGUGCCCUGAUGGUUACCACACUGGAAUUGUUUUUCAAGCUGAGGGUGAAUGGAGUGCUGUGGAGUUUGAUGACGACUGGAAUCCGAUCACACGCGAUGUUUCUGCGAAGACACCCGAAGACGAUAUCCGCGACCGAGAGUUGAAGCAAGCAACACAGAGGAAGGAGUGGGAACAUCGACUGGCAUUCAUCCUGCAGGUUCGAGAACUCUAUGGCCGACUCAAGGACCUCAAGCAGCUCCGUGCGCUGGAGAUUGAGUGGUGUGCGUGCUCUUCCAUCCGCGACAUGACUCUGGACGUUGUCCUUCAAUUGUUCUAUGAGACAGAGUUUGAUGAGGAUGACGCCAGGGGCAUCAACUUCAAGCGGAGAGAGGACCUUACAAGGACGAGCAAAGGAUGGUGGGGCCCCAUCACCACAGCAGAUCUCAGCUGGCUCGGUCUGUCAUGGCCCACACAAGCGGAAUUGGAAGCCGAAUCGAACGUCCAACAGCUAGCAUCGAUUGCCCUCAAGAACUCGGAGGUCGAACCCAACACUUCAUACGCACGACUUGCAGAUCCAUUUCGCCGACAUGUGGGUCGUGUCUGGGAGGACUGGAUGUACCUUGUUGGGUCGUGCCCUCAUCAUUGGUGUGAUCGCGUGCGGAAUGGGGACCGUGUUGGAUAUUGUAACUGCAGAUCUCGAACUGAUUUUCUUGACGCUGCCAUUGACGGAUACGAGGCGCUCGAUAGUGACCAUGUCGUGUACAGUCGUGAGUUUGAGUCUUUUAGUGGUGGGAUGAUUGUGGAGAGAGAAGGGCGAUGGGGAAGCAGGAAGGCCAAUCGUGCAACCAAUUCCAAGCCUCAGUCCUCUCUCACAACAACCCAAGAAACACUCAAGCCAGUCAUGUCUUUCUUCAAGCGCUCCAACAAGAACAAGACCUCUUCUGCUGCCUCGACCCCAGCUCAGACCCCUCGCACCUCGAUGCAAACCAUCCCUGAUACCACCGGUACUAAGAUGACCCCCGAAAAGGCCCUCUACAAGAUCAGCCACAACAUGAUGUCCAACGCCUCGACCGGUCCUUUCAUCCGCUAA
Messenger RNA from Linnemannia hyalina, 2472 nucleotides. The record is from the annotation of a GenBank genome assembly. Lineage: Eukaryota; Fungi; Mortierellomycota; Mortierellomycetes; Mortierellales; Mortierellaceae.